Messenger RNA from Metschnikowia bicuspidata var. bicuspidata NRRL YB-4993, 604 nucleotides. RefSeq names its product 60S ribosomal protein eL24 (gene RPL24A). Gene Ontology annotation, cellular component: cytosolic large ribosomal subunit. Bases 143 to 538 code for a protein of 131 amino acids. The record is from RefSeq and is a predicted model, not a curated record. Gene Ontology annotation, molecular function: mRNA binding; structural constituent of ribosome. Lineage: Eukaryota; Fungi; Ascomycota; Pichiomycetes; Serinales; Metschnikowiaceae. The transcript is spliced from 3 exons. Gene Ontology annotation, biological process: cytoplasmic translation.
GGCAACACCUGCGCCAGCGGACGCCCCCACCGAGACUGCUCCAGGCUCGCGAUCCUGCACCGUCCGCCGGUCUCUCAAUCUGUGAAAAUUUUCUUUUGAAUUCGCACUCUCCUUUCACUUUCUUAGUUAGCCAAAUUACACAAUGAAGAUCGAAAUUGACUCCUUCUCCGGUGCUAAGAUCUACCCAGGUAGAGGUACCUUGUUCGUCAGAGGUGACUCUAAAAUCUUCAGAUUCCAGUCCUCUAAGUCUGCUUCUUUGUUCCAGCAAAGAAAGAACCCAAGAAAGAUCUCUUGGACUGUCUUGUACAGAAGACAACACAAGAAGGGUAUCACCGAGGAGACCAAGAAGAGAAGAACCAAGAAGACCGUCAAGCACCAAAGACCUAUCGAGGGUGCUUCUUUGGACUUCAUCAAGGAGAAGAGAAACCAGAAGCCAGCUGAGAGAAAGGCUGCUGGUAUCCAAGCCGGUACCAACGAGAAGGUCUCCAAGAUGGGCCAAAAGGGUGCUUUCCAAAAGGUUCACGCCACCUCCCGUUAAGCCUAGCAUUAACACCUUCCUCUGUACGAAAUCUAUCCGUUCUUGAAUACAACAAGUUCUAAUACA